AUGAUUAAGACAACACCAUACCGGAAUGUGCUGGUACGGAAGUUGGGAUAUAGUACCAGGCUGGAAAAUUUCAAAUAUGCAAUGACAAGAAAUACAAUGCACGGAAAAACAGCAAUUGCAGGUUUUAGAUCUUGGGCAUCAAGCUCACAAUGUGUGGCGUUUAGCACUGUGACCAUAUGCAGGCAGAAAAAAGAGGGCAAUACAGCAAAUGAAGCAUUUGAUGGACCAGUUACUCCACCACCUACAAAUAUCAAGUUUCCAGAGAUCAUAAGCAUGAAAAAGCUCACAAAAGAGCAACUAAUGAAAGUGGAGGAUGCUAAAAGAAAGCAGGAAGAGCUUGCGAAAAAGUACACGGCGAAGCAGAAGGAGGAAAUAGAACUUACAGGUUCGAAAUAUUACCAACCAAAGAAUCCCUUAGGCUCCAGUAAGAAUAGAGAGCUGAUAGAGCAAAGAAUAGCAUCUAUACGGAAACGACUUGAGAAGCAGGGGAAAUUGCAUGCUGCAGAGCUUCAGAGACUGAAGAAAAAGCAACUGGAGGCGGAAAAGCCACAGUUAAGUGACUUUAAAAGACCAAUUAGUGCAUGCUUUCUUCUUGCAGUAUCUAUAUUUAUGGGAUUAGAGUACGCGUGGUAUUCUUUGGAAGGCGAAGAAAACGUGAUCCACAAGGAAGAGCAGACACGCAUAUACGAGGAGAAGAUACAGGGACUUUUAAACGAGCAGAAACGGGUGGUUGAGGAUAAUAAAUCUGGCAAUGAGAGGAAAGGCUUCUGGAAUAAGCUUGUGGCAUAUUGGAAGAUAUAG
This is a messenger RNA of Brettanomyces bruxellensis, 801 nucleotides long. RefSeq lists its product as uncharacterized. Bases 1 to 801 code for a protein of 266 amino acids. The transcript has a single exon. The record is from RefSeq and is a predicted model, not a curated record. NCBI's taxonomy places the organism in Eukaryota, Fungi, Ascomycota, Pichiomycetes, Pichiales, Pichiaceae.